UCUCAUCAUUUCCUGCACUCUCUCUCCUCCCUCUUAUCCAUCCAAAAACACUGUGACAGAAAGAGCAUCGCGCAACCAGAACGCACUCCACUGAACACGCAAACUCACAGAAUGGAUAUGUGAAAAAAGUUACCGAAGCAACAAUUACACAGACAAGGGUUUACAGCGUACAAAUGGGAUAUUUGUAACACAGCUGUAAAAAUGGGAUAUAACUACACAAAAAAGGCCCCGUCUGGUGGUCCAAAGAAGUUGUACUCGGAACCGUCAUAUCCUGCCGGAGAUAGGAGUCUGGGGCGAGGAGCCUACCCCUGUGCAGGACAGGACUCAACUGGUGGUGGUUGGGUGGUGGAGGUUGCCGUGUUAGCACACUGAAACAGCACUGUGAUAGCUUGUGAGCAGACUUAUAAACCAAUGGCUUACAUGUGAUUGGCUAGGAAUUACCCAGCUAAUGGUGCGAUGAUGUACAGCUGCUAGUCUUCCCACUAGAAUUACGCUGUGCUUACAUAUAUGGAAAUGUAUGGAAUUCAUGUGUUUGUUCUUAGUACUCUUUUUAAUCUGGUGCUAAAAAACAAAAACAAAGCUCCUGUGAACAUGUAGGGGAAUUUUGUGAUAUUAACUUAUGCUUACUAACUUAUUAACCAACAUAAACAAGGUAUCUGGUCCACUUUGUGGUUACUGCUGCUGAGCUUUGUUAUACAGAGGCCAUAUUGAGAAUGCAUUAUGUUUUGAUUGGUCAACACUGACUGCUUGAUUAGAAAAAGGGCUGUUUGGCUUUGAGUUAGUCCAUUUCUAGAAAACAUAUUCAACCACAUAUUUUGGUGUCAUGAUUAUCAUAACAGGCAUCUUCUGACAUAGGAUAUGUUUAGUCUGGGCCUUGGUGUCUGCAGUGUUCUUGACAGGGUCUGCUCAAGUUCAGGAUACAAGGUUAAAUAGAGAGUAACAUGACAAGCUGAGAUUUGACCUCAGUGAAGAUGACUCAAAUCUCUUUGAUCAUCAAUCUGCUCCAUACAAAAUAGUUCUUAAGUGGAGGUUCAGCAAGUUUAUUGUAUAUUUAUAAAAUUACAAACAUGGAAAUAGUUAUUUUAUCAAUUACAAGUCUCUCAGGUGUUUACAAGUAAAAUAAAUAAUAAAAAUGAACACAUUUAAUACUGUUCUUACAGUGUCCUUUUACAAUUCUGACGAUAUUCAGACUGAUCCAACAUUUAGUUUAGCUUUUCCUCUUGUGUGCAUUGCAUUAUCUUUCUCUCAAUAAAACAUGAGGUGAAUGAUUGUUUUGGGAAACUAAUGGAGGGAUGAUCUGAGCCCCAACUAUCCCAAAACUAAGCAAUUUAACACAGAUUCCCAUGUCAUGUUCCAACACCAGAAACCACAUCUGUGCCUGCUUUUGCUACAAUUUGUAAGGGUUCCAGCUAAUGUUAUAAGCAUUUUGUCAUUAUUCAGCUUGACCUGGAAAUUUAUCAGCCUGUUUCCUUAAGUUCUGAAGGUUGCUUACUGUAUUUACGAACAUUUGAUCUAACAGAGACUGCAUUUUUUUUUCUGACUGACUCAGACAUCUUAGUCAUGAUUUAAUUGUUUGGAUUUAAAUAUAGACUAUAUAUAAAUAAUUUUUUUGUUAGCAUGUAAUGUAUAUAAAAAGUAAUUCUAAACCAGAUACAUUUAUAAAGUGAUACAUUUGUUUCAAUAUUGAGAGUUUUGUUUGACAGCUUUUUGCUUCAUGUCUGCUUAAUAUGCACUCAACAACUGUUGUUAUAAAAUGUCACAAACCUCCAUACAAAGUUAAUGCAAUCUUGAGUGUGAAAGUACCCUUGUUUAUGCUUUUGCAGCUAUAUAAACACCCAUCAGCAUCUGUUGCUGACCACUCUGUGUUGCAUUAGAAUGAGUGCAGACUGAGAGUCAAGUGGCAUGUUCUUGUUCAGCAUUCACUCCAAUCUCAUCCACACUUUCAAAUGAUCUUUGUCAGUUUAUUCUUUAACUUGUGCUUCACAUACAUGUGAUUGCAUGCCACAGUUUAGACAGCUGUUUGCAAUGUGUUAUGCUUGUUCUCUGCUCCUGAGAACUGAAGAUGUCUGGAGCAUAUGGCUUCUGGUAAAUCACAGAUAGCUCCACUCAGUGGAUGAGUAUGCCAAGCCAAAUUGACUUUUAAUCAUGUGCAGGAUAUGAAUUAUUAAUAUCUGUAAUUCAAAUUCCACUAGUUAAAAUGGCAAAUUAUUGAUAUCAGCAAUGGAAUUACUACUACAAAAAAAUGCUAAUUUUAAGGUCAUUGUGUUUGCACAUGUAACAAUGUUCAUUCUUGAUACAAACAAUUAUGCCAUCACUCACAGAAAUACACAUUCUUGAUAAAAAUGUAAAGAUAAAAACUAUUAAAAACACAGUUAUUGAUAUCUGUAAAUGCAUUUUCACUAGUAGAAUUCAAAAUUGAUUUAACAUUGACUUCUUUUCAAAACACAAUUUCAGAUAUCUAUAAUUAAUUUCUAACUAGUUGAAAUUCCAAUUUCACAUAUCAGCUAUGCACUUCAUCUUAUUAAAAAUUACACUUUUUAUAUCAAUAAUUGCAUUGUUACUAGUGCACAUGUCUAUUCUUGAUAUUAAUUAUUGAACUGCAACUAAUGAAAAUGUUAAUUUCAGAUUUCUGUAAUAUGAUUGUAACUAGAAGGAAAGCCUUUUAAGAUACUUUUAAUACUUUUAAUUACUCUUCAAUUUACUGAUAUAUGAAAUCCUUUAUCUGAAAUACCAAAUGCAACACGUUGAAAUACACUAACAGGCAUCAAAAUUGAGCAUUUUCACUAGUUGUAACUCAAUUGUUGAUAUCAGGAAUGGAUAUUUGUAAUAAUAACAAUGUAAUUACUGAUAUAAAAACUUUAAUUUUGAGUAGUACACUCAAAAAAUAUUUUAGCCUAUUUCUAAAAUGGACUCAUUUAAAUUUAAUGAAAAAAAAAAUCCAUCAAAUUGAACAGUGUAAUUUGUACAAAAUGUAAAUGACUAAAACAGAAUAUUAGUUUUAUUAAUAGUUUUUUGUAUUAUUUUAUUUCAUGAAAGAUUACUCAGUUCAGUUUAACGAAAUUUUGUUAUAAAAUUAAAAUGCUAAGAUCUUAACAUUGUUGUUUUGAGCGUAAGAUGCACAUAGUUUAAAUGUGCAUUUGAAAUGUAAACUUGUAAGAAAUUAAUUAUAGAUCGCUGUCAUUGUGUUUUGAACAAGAGUGAAUGAAAUAUCAUUGUGAAAUUGUACUGGUGAAAGUGCAAUUACAGAUUUCAAUCAUUAUUAUUUAAAUCGUUUUCUUUCCAUUUUUGUUGUAUUUCUGUGAGUGAUGUUGACGUAAUUUUUUAAUAAACAAGAAUAAACCUUUUUACUAGUUUGUGAUGCAAAAAGGCUCGCUCUUAAGAAACUAUGCAGACAACAAGACUCUUGCAUUAGCUGAAAUUGCUCUAAAUAAGUAAUUCAUAAAAUGUUAGAUCCCAUUAAAACAUUGCAACAAGAACGCAAAUAAGUCUCCCAGCGUUACCUUUAAUUUGACAUCGCAGCAUAGCGUAUAGAGUUCAGAUCCAUGUGGCACUCCUUGUGAGGGCAGGUUUCAUGUGGGAGCGCGAGAACGUGGAGGGGCGAGUGGCGGCAAAACAAUCCCUCUCCAUGGAAACUAGCUCAGCCUUCUGCCAGAGAGAGUUCUCAAGGAGGGAGGGAUUUACCCCGCGUGAACGAACAUGCUUGGAAGUGUAGGGAAAUGUUCCAGGUAUUACCGGCAAAUCGAUGAGUUUUACCAUCGCUACGCGUGUUUAUGAGCAAAUAAAUAAAAUGGCACGGACAGCGGGAUGUUUCGCUCAGGUGAAGUGGUCGUCAGAGGGAGAUGACUGCCAACAAGAGCUCCAAGGCUGCGGCGAGAGCAGAUGGGGCUAAAGGCCCUCAGGAAAACUCAGACAGGUGUCAUUCUGCUGCCCAACUUCCAAUUCUUUCUACUGGAAAAGAGUCAUGUUCUUCUCACCUCAGUGGUAGUGAGGACGCCAGUCAGCAGGGUAGGUACGCUAAAGCUGACCCUAAAAUCUGGACCCAAAGGAACUGGAGCUGUAAGACCGCAAGUCUGCGAAGUGGCUCUUCGCUAUCCACUGACUUUGAAUCCCAAAUCAGGCUCACCAAAUCUAGCAGCAUUGCCUGUCUGGACAAGAGCCUCACCAUCAAUAAACUAUCAAGUGGAGAUAACCAGGAGCAGAAGGAGAACCUGCUAGAGCCGACCCCCACUGUGGGGGAUGGACUAAAUACUGAUCCUCUUGGUGUGAGUAAAUUUUCCAUUGGACCUACCACUAACCUUGGGCAAAAGCGGACACUUUCACUCAGCUGUUCUGGGACCUACACUUCAUCUGUCACAAUACGCAAAAAGAUCUCAGAAUGGGAGUGUCGGAAGGUGGCUCUGCCUAGGAUGAGCCUUUGCCUAGAGAAGAGGGCUGGAGGUGGGAGCGAGGGUUGUCCAAGCCUGCUGUCUUCACCUUGCAGCGAAAAGUCCUUUGACUUUAAGGGUGUAAGGAGAAUGAGCACAGCAUUUUCAGAGUGCUCCUACCCAAAGACUGAGGAAGAGUGUGCAUCAGAUAAAGAAACUCCUAUAAGAUUCCAGAAGAGGCCUUCAAAGGCUGAGUCCUCAGGGAUUUUCCUGAACACUUUCUCUGCACGCAAGGAGACCUCAGCCGUGCUUAACCGGAUACAAAAGAUUGAACAGGCCUUGAAGGAAAGUCCCUCUCAGUCUCCACCACAGUAUCUUAGCAAUUGCUAUGGCCUUGAUAAGUCCAGACAAAAGUCUUUCACUAUAGGUGGGACUGAGGACUUGGACAGCACUUGUGGCAGCAAGCGGAGCAGCAUCUGCUCUGUUGCCACUGAGCCUGAAGCUUCUCCAGGGCCUGACAGACUCUCUAAGCUCAUGCAGAGGUUCAGUAUCAGUUCUACCAGAUCUGAGAGCCCAGAGCUCCCUUCUGCACAGGACUCUCCUGGAAGCACAGUGAACCCUUUGCCCAAGCCCAAACGAACUUUUGAGUAUGAUGCCAACCGGAACCGCAGGGGCUUGUUGACCUACAAUGGACCAUCUUCCACCACUGAAUCUCCCCCUCCACUUCCCUUCACCCCAGCUCCAGCUAUAAUGAGAAAUUCCAAAACAGAUGAUAGCUUGCCUAUGAAGACACAAGAUAGAGAAUCUUGUAAGUCAGAGGAUGCUGUGAGCCUGCCGUCUUCAUACCCAUCCUCACCCACAGAGAAUGGCACAGCUUCCACAGAGAACCACAGUCGGCCCAGCUCUAAGAGCACACUUGAGGAGAAUGCUUAUGAGGACAUAGUGGAGAAAGAGAAUCCAUAUGAAGAUGUAGAUCCAUUGAGGAGAUGUCUGGCCAGAAAUUCCCAGCUGUUACCCAAAGGGUCUCGGGACUCACUUAACAGGAUAUGGACCUCCCAGGACAGGAAGUCCAUUACACCUCCCCAGCUGCCAUCUAAACCGAGCAGUCAGUCUCUGAAGCUGCCAGGUCCUGCUAACAGGAAGAGCCAGCGCCCAUUCCGCCUCUCUAAGAGGCACAGCCAUGAUGACAUGCUGCUGCUACCCCAGCUGGGCAUGCCUUCCUCCUCUUGUGGCCUAUUAGAUGAUAGCCUGACCUCCGCCACUGAUACCUUGGCCUCCCACAGGCUGAAACGAGUCCCUAAGGUGGUGCAAAGAAUAAACUCAAUCUACUGUACAAAAAGAGGCAAGAAGAGAUUAAAGAAGCUUUCUCUUUUAAAUAUCGAAACAGCAUCUCUAAGAGAUGACAACAGCGAGAGCGAAAGUGACUCUGAUGACAGGUUCAAAGCCCACACUCAGAGGCUACAGAAGCUGCAAUCCAUGCUGCGAAGUGCACCCAGUUACAGGACACUGGAGCUGCAGUUGAUCGAGUGGCAGGAAAGGGAGCUGUUUGAGUACUUUGUGGUGGUCUCACUGAAGAAAAAACCCACCAAAAACUCUUACUCACCAGAAGUCACCUACCAGUUCCCCAAGUUGGAAAGACUCACCAAGCAGAUGAGAGAAGCUGAGCAGAGACUCAAAGCUAUCCCACAGUUCUGCUUUCCAGAUGCCAAAGACUGGAGCCCUGUUUCUGAAUACAACAGUGAGACCUUCUCUUUCAUGCUCACUGGAGAAGAUGGCAGUAGACGCUUUGGGUAUUGCAGGCGGCUUUUGCCAAGUGGGAAAGGGCCUCGCCUUCCUGAAGUGUAUUGUGUCAUCAGUCGACUGGGCUGUUUCAACCUGUUCUCCAAGAUUCUUGAUGAAGUGGAGAGGAGGAGAGGGAUCUCAGCUGCUCUGGUGUAUCCUUUCAUGAGGAGUGUGAUGGAAUCUCCUUUUCCAGCACCGGGCAAAACCAUAAAAGUCAAAACCUUCCUGCCUGGAGCAGGAAAUGAGGUGAUUGAGUUAAGGAGACCAAUGGACUCCAGACUAGAGCAUGUGGAUUUUGAAAGUCUGUUUAAGUGUCUGAGCAUACGACAGGUGGUACGUGUCUUUGCCUCCCUGUUGCUGGAACGCAGGGUCAUCUUUGUGGCAGACAAGCUCAGUACUCUUUCCAACUGUGUUCAUGCAGUGGUGGCUUUGCUCUACCCGUUCUCCUGGCAGCACACCUUCAUUCCUGUACUUCCCACGUCCAUGGUGGACAUUGUCUGUUGUCCCACGCCUUUCCUAGUAGGUAUUUUGUCCAGUUCGCUGCCCAAACUGAAGGAGCUACCAGUGGAGGAGGCUUUGAUGGUGGAUCUAGGCACAGACCGCUUCAUCCGACAGUUGGAUGACGAGGCCUCUUUAUUACCACGCAAGCUGCAAGCUGCUCUGGAGCAAGCUCUCGAACAGAGGAAUGACAUCAUCGAUCAAAACUCUGACAGCGAAUCGGAUGAAGAGGGCACAACCACUUUAAACAGUGUGGUAUCAGAGGCCUUCAUCCGCUUCUUCCUGGAGACCAUUGGCCACUAUUCGUUGUUCCUUACCCAGGGCGAUAGGGGAGAGCGCAUCUUCCAGCGCGAAGCCUUCCGUAAGUCGGUGGCUUCUAAAAGCAUCCGUCGCUUCCUGGGUGUCUUCAUGGAGUCCCAAAUGUUUGCUGGAUUCAUCCAGGACAGAGAGAUGAGGAAAUGCAGGGCCAAAGGUCUGUUUGAGCAGAGGGUGGAGCAGUAUCUGGAAGAGUUGCCGGACACUGAGCAGAGUGGAGUCAACAAAUUCCUGAAGGGUUUAGGAAAUAAAAUGAAGUUCCUUCAUAAAAAGAACUAAAAUUGUGAAACCAAAAGCUGUGGACAUUUACUACAAUUGCUAUAUCAUAAAACCUACAGUAACACAGUCAUAUAUGUUAAAGGAAUAGUUCACCAAAAAAAUGUAAUUCUCACAUGAUUUACUCACCCUCAUGCCAUCCCAGAUGUUUAUGUCUUUCUUCUGCAGAACACAAAACAAAGAUUUUUAGAAACAUAUCUCUGCUCUGUCAGUCUGUACAGUGCAAGUGAAUGGUGGCCAGAACUUUGAAGCUCCAAAAUGCAUAUAAAGGCAAUAUUCCCAACAACACCAGUGGUUAAAUACAUAUAUAUAUAGAAGUAAUUUGAUAGGUGUGGGUGAGAAACAGAUAUAUUUAAGUAUUUUUUUUUACAAAAAAUCUCCCCUUUCACAUUCUUUUUCUUUAGUUUUUGUCAGUUUGCAUUCUUUGUGCAGAUCGUCACCUACUAGACAGGGAAGAGAAUGUAUAGUAAAAAAAAAAAAAUAUUAAAUAUUGAUCUGUUUCUCACCACACCUAUUAUAUUGCUUUUGAAGACAUGGAUUUUAACAUUUGGAGUUGUUUGGAUUACUUUUAUGCUGCCUUUGCGUGCAUUUGGACUUUCAAAGUUCUGGCCACCAUUCACUUGCAUUGUAUGGACCUACAGAGCUGAGAUAUUCUUCUAAAAAUCUUAGUUUGUGUUCAGCAGAAUAAAUAAAUUCAUGCACAUCUGGGAUGGCAUGAGUGUGAGUAAAUGAUGAGAGAAUUUUCAUUUUUGAGUGAACUAUCCUUUAAAGAAAUGCCGGUUAUGUUGUCUCUGACGUUCAAAUUUGUUGUACAUAUUUAUGAAAGCUGUGCCAUUAAUUUCACAUGUAGUUCUGUUUUAGCUUCCCUGGUACCUUGUGUAUGACACUAGAGCAAUAAAAGGAUGGUACUGAGAGUAUGAAUGGUUAUGUUGCAGCAUAACCUCCACCAUAGAAGUAACUGUGUUGAGCUGGAUGAGAUGUACAGUAUAAAUGGAUACUUACUGCAUGAGAGGUGGAUGUACAGUGGCUGUGUAGUAUUUAAUGCAAGAAUUUCUCUAUGAAUUCUAUUUUGUACAUUUAUUAACACAUGAAGAGUAUAAUUACCUUAUUUACAGUGUUUUCUAAAAAAAAAAAAAUCAAUAAAGCUUUUCUGUUAAUUUCUCAAGCUUGUUGAUAUCCUUAAAUAUAAAAAUUGUAUUCAUGGACCAAACUGUUUAGGGGAGUUAC
Molecule: messenger RNA, 8462 nt
Organism: Xyrauchen texanus (razorback sucker)
Lineage: Eukaryota; Metazoa; Chordata; Actinopteri; Cypriniformes; Catostomidae
Gene: dennd2b
Product: DENN domain containing 2B
Exons: 22
Coding region: 3840-7238 (1132 amino acids)
Biological process (GO): positive regulation of ERK1 and ERK2 cascade
Source: RefSeq, a predicted model, not a curated record